This is a messenger RNA of Tribolium castaneum (red flour beetle), 1663 nucleotides long. RefSeq names its product neuropeptides capa receptor (gene CAPAr). Lineage: Eukaryota; Metazoa; Arthropoda; Insecta; Coleoptera; Tenebrionidae. The transcript is spliced from 6 exons. Gene Ontology annotation, cellular component: plasma membrane. The record is from RefSeq and is a predicted model, not a curated record. The coding region runs from base 218 to 1474 and encodes 418 amino acids. Gene Ontology annotation, biological process: neuropeptide signaling pathway. Gene Ontology annotation, molecular function: neuromedin U receptor activity.
AGAGAGAUGUGUAGAUCAUUACGGGAUCAACACAAUGGAGGAGCAGUUUCAGUUAGUAGCCAGGCGUGCAACUGGAACGACGACACUCUGAAAACAUGAUUUUCACGCUGUUUUCCUGAAUUUUCGAACCGCUGCAUUUUUCGCAACUCUCUCAUCAUGGACACACACAAUAGCGCUGGCAACGGCGGCCGUCUGAAAAUGUAUUGAAGUUUGGAUAAUGGACAACGAUACAAAAGUGAUGUGCAUGAAUAACUCCAGCAGUUUGGACACCUACGUCCAGUGUUACAGAGGAGCUCAGCAACAACCCCUCGAAAUGGCAAUCCCGUUGACUGUCGUAAAUGUGCUAAUCUUUGUGUCGGGUUUUUUUGGGAACGUCGCCGUUUGCAUCGUAAUCAUCAAACAUCGCUCCCUGCACACUGCAACCAACUACUACCUGUUUAAUUUAGCGAUCAGCGAUCUAACUCUUUUGAUAUUCGGGCUGCCAAACGAUGUGAUGCUUUAUUGGCACCAAUAUCCAUGGCCGUUCGGGGUCGAGUUUUGCAAACUGAGAGCCCUCCUCUCCGAAAUGGCUUCUUACGUGUCAGUCCUCACAAUCGUCGCGUUCUCCACCGAGCGCUAUUUGGCGAUUUGCUACCCCUUGUAUCUGCACACGAUGUCGGGCCUGCAAAGGGCCGUAAGGAUCAUAGCUUGUCUCUGGCUGUGCGCGUUUGUCAGCGCUUUGCCCUUCUGCAUCUACACGCGCGUCCACUAUUUGUUUUACCCUCCGAACUCCACAAAUAUUUUGCCGGACAGUGCGUUUUGCGGAAUGCUGUACCAGCCGGAAGGAAUCCCCUUGACUGAAUUAAGCACUUUGAUAUUUUUCAUCAUCCCGAUGCUUGCAAUCGCAGUCCAGUACACGAAAAUGGGCCUGGAAAUCGCCAAAACGACCCGAAAGACGCUGGGCCAUGGGCUGAGGGGGUCGGUGCAUAGGGACAGCAGGAGGACUCAAUCAAAUCGCAGCGUAAUCAAGAUGUUAAGUGCUGUGGUAAUUGCGUUUUUCCUUUGUUGGGCCCCGUUUCACGCACAGAGGCUUCUGGUGAUCUAUGGGCCCGACUACUCCGAGGCCAAUACUUACAUGUUUUUCAUCACUGGAAUUCUCUAUUAUUUCUCGUCUACUUUAAAUCCGAUCUUGUAUAAUGUCAUGUCAGAUCGAAUGCGCAGUGCUUUCAAAGAAGUGCUGUGUGGCGUUAAGCCCAAAAGAAAUAAAAGACAUUCCAUGCUUGGAGAUGUCUACUCGCGUUCUUACAAUAUAAGAAUACAGAAAUCGCCAAGUCGCAUGGAAACUAUCAUUGACGAAAUCGAUGAAGACAAGAUCAAUCUGGUGAAUAAAGAGAUUGUGUCCGUCUCGAUACCUGAAACUGGGAACACGCUCAUUUACGAAAUUCAUUACAAAACCAAAGAGGAAGGCAACUGUAACAACGAAACGCCAAUAUAAAAACGGUUUUCGAAUAUUUUUUUAAAAGACUGAUUUAGCGAGAUGUAUUUAUGUACCCUUAGCAUUUUUUACAAACACUUCACAAUCUCAUCCCGUGUCGUAUAUUCUCUUGUAAUGUGUGCAUGUUCACUCUACUAUGAAAUUAAAUUUUCUGUGAUUAUGUGAUCAUAAUAAUACGUGUAAAAAUGA